This is a messenger RNA of Pterocles gutturalis (yellow-throated sandgrouse), 2459 nucleotides long. RefSeq names its product protein very KIND-like. Lineage: Eukaryota; Metazoa; Chordata; Aves; Pterocliformes; Pteroclidae. The annotation marks the transcript as partial. The transcript has 14 exons. The record is from RefSeq and is a predicted model, not a curated record. Gene Ontology annotation, biological process: small GTPase-mediated signal transduction. Gene Ontology annotation, molecular function: guanyl-nucleotide exchange factor activity.
GAGAAGAGGAAGCAACCUUUGACAUGAAGGAUGAGCCUGUGAUAAAUAAAUCGUUAGCUGAAGUGGAUUUUGAUGAGUCACCUUUGGAUAAUUCCAGAAAAGAAUUGAGGCUGCAGAAUACUGUCCCUGUAGAGAAAGAGCAACAAUUACAAAGCAAUGGCUGUUGUAUUCAUCCAGGCUUUGCAGAAGAAAAUAUAGAGCCAGAGGAAGAGACCAUGAUAAAGACAGGUGGAAACAGCUACCUUGUGUCUCCCAAUCUACCUGACUUUCAUGGCUGUAGUCCUGGUUGGAGCAGUGCAUUUUAUGGAGCUGAAUGUUUUGAUUCAGAAGUUCAUAGUUACAUGGAAAACCUUGCAAAACAGAAAUCAAGUGACUCUCAAAAUAUAGAUGCUAAAAAAGUGGAACUAGAACAAUUGCUAAUGAUGGAGACGAAAAAUUACAGAAAGACAAUAAAGUUUUACCAGAAACUAUUGCAGAAAGAAAGAAGAAGCAAAGGUCCUGAAACUAAAUCUAUGUUGCCCAAAUUGAGAGGACAGUUACAGGAGAUGAAAUCAAAAGUACAGUUUCUUGAACUGGUGAAGAAAUACAUGCAGAUUAUGUAUGCAGAGCAGUGGGGUGUGGAAUCCUGUGUGCUGCCUACAGUUAUUCACAAUGGGAGAACUGACGCCGUGGAUGUGGCACCUACAGAUGAGUCGUCAUUACUUCUUUACUAUAACACAGAGAAACACCAAUGUAAUAACGAAAAUGGAAUAAGAGUUCUUCAGGCUGGGACACCGCUUGGUUUAAUGGCUUGUUUGUAUUCUAGAAAUGCGUUUUUAGAAGGUUAUGUACAGCAGUUUCUCUAUACGUUUCGCUAUUUCUGCACACAAGAAGAAUUUUUGCAGUUUCUUCUUGAUAGAAUCAGCAGCACUUUAUCCAGUGCAAGCCUGGAUCCUUCCACAUCACUUGCCAAAAUAUGUAACCGCAGUUUCUACAUCCUGCAGGCUUGGAUUGAAGACUGCUACAGUGUAGACUUUGCAACAAAUACUGACCUUUUGUGUGCCCUAAAAGAAUUUAUUUCUUCCAAGGUUGCUCCAUUAAAUGGCUAUGGUGACCGUCUGUUGUCAUUGCUUGAGGAUGCUUCUGCCAGGAAAAGUGGCAGUGCUCAUCAGUGCUCCAGCAUGGACAAAUGUGAAGAGGAGGGCAAGGAGGAGGACAGAAAAACAUUACAUUCUCUAUGUAAAAAGCUCUCAGAAGAUGUUUCCAGAAAGAAUUUUAAUUGGAAACUUUCCAAAGGUGUGGGACCAAUUGCACAGUAUCAGAGAGAGCGACUGUACUCUCUUCCAUCAGUUUUGCCAAGGCCAUGCUAUAACAGUUUUACAGAAUUCCCAGUCUCCUUUGCUAAAGCAGAUGAAGUGGGACCAUAUCUCUUAACAGAAUACAGUGCCCAACAGCUUUGUUGUCAGCUGACAUUACUGCAACAGGAAUUGUUUCAGAAAUGUCAUCCAGUACACUUUCUAAAUUCAAGAGCACUUGGUGUUAAAGACAAAUGUGUCACUGUCCAAAAAGCUGUUUCUCCAGAGACAGUUUCACUGAAAGUCUGUAAUCUGUUUCUGUCGAAGUGCAUACAAGACCAGUACCUUCUACAUUUAUUAAGAAAUGCAGACGGUAUCAGCACCUGGGUUGCUGCUGAAAUUGUAACAUGUCACACAUCUAAGUUGCAGGUGAGCUUGUUAUCAAAAUUUCUUCUUAUAGCAAAAUGCUGCUAUGAACAAAGAAAUUUUGCUACUGCAAUGCAAAUCCUAGCAGGCUUGGAAAAUCUUUUUGUACGACAGUUACCAGCCUGGAAAAUUCUACCUGCAAAAGUAGCUGAAAUAAUGGAGGAACUCAAGGCUGUUGAGGUUUUUUUAAAAAGUGACAGCUUGUGCUUGAUGGAAGGAGAGAGAUUCAAAACACUUCCAACAAUUCCAUCAGCCCAUGUUUUGGCUAUGCAUGUCCAACAACUUGAAACUGGAGGAUUCACAAUGACAAAUGGAGCUCAUAAGUGGACUAAACUUAGAAAUAUUGCAAAAGUUGUGAGCCAAGUUCAUGCGUUUCAAGAGAAUCCGUAUACAUAUACACCAGAUUCCAAGCUGCAGUCUUACCUCAGACAAAGAAUAACUAAUUUUAAAGAUGCAGACAUUUCUGCCUUGGCAGCUGACAACUGUGCCAACUUCCAUCAGAUACCAGCAGAAAAACAUUCUCGAAAAAUUCAGGACACGCUGCGCAGAAUGAAGGCAACAUUUCAGUAAUUAUUUACAUUUCAUCUGUUCUAUUCCAAGUGUAGAUUGUAAAACUGGAUUAAGUUGACUUCGUCUCCUGGACCGAGCAAAUACUUAAGUGAAGUGACUUAAAAUGCUAUCUCAAGUUGAAAUUAUUAUAUUUCUUAGCAUGGAAUUAUAAAAUGCUGACUAAUGAGAUUUGAAUCCCUAGCAAAUGGA